Colletotrichum karsti is the source of this 1284-nucleotide messenger RNA. RefSeq lists its product as uncharacterized. The record is from RefSeq and is a predicted model, not a curated record. The transcript has a single exon. NCBI's taxonomy places the organism in Eukaryota, Fungi, Ascomycota, Sordariomycetes, Glomerellales, Glomerellaceae.
CUGCGAGAGCUUAACAGCAACUACCCCUCCCGCCACCGCUACGCCAAAUCAACCGGCGCACAGAACAGCACCUACUCACAGCCCGUCAUCGUGAGAACGUAUUCCGGGUCUCAUAGCCGACCUACGAGUACGAACCGAAGCAACGGCAACGGCGGUCUUGGUUCGAGGACUGCCUCCUCCGUUGUGAGCGGUCCGGCGGCGUCUGUCAGGCGCAUCAUUGCUCUGCGCACCCCAUUCGGCGGCAGCAAGUCGGCUCAAAAUGGCGGCUUGAGCAGAGGGAUGGCGAAGAAGCGACUGGAAAGCCAGGAAGCCAUGGCCAAACUACCUCCCGUCGAGGCAUACAGCUUCAAAAGCAUGAUGGCCAACAUCGAGUCGCAGGAGGGAGAUAACAACAUCAAUGCCGACCUGGAUCGCAUUGCUGAAAUAUGUGCCCGGUCACGAUACUCUUUGAGUAACCAGUACGAAGUUCACGUUGCACCUCACGGCUCCGGCGCGUCCUUCAUCAGUCACGCUUCGUCUUCUCGGCGCCAGCGCAAUAAUGCCGGUCCUACUCUGGAGGCCGUGUCGGAUGAUGAUCGGAGACACAGGAAACGACGAAGCAAUGGCAGAAGGAGAAGCAUAGCCAUGGGGACACUUGAGACUAUCAUGUCGUCGAGUCGGUCAUCCGAAGAAGAUAAGUCAAAGAAGAAGUCAGCAGCUGAGAUUACAGCGGAGGUGCGAGGCAGAGCUGCCGCUCGUAAAUCCGGCAGCACGACACCCUCAUCUUCAGUCAGCGAAAGAGGAGGGCCGUCGAACCAGGAGCAAAAGAAAGAACCACCUCCUCUGGAGAGAAGAAAGUCAUCGUCCCUGGCUACCGCCAUGUUGGAGUCCACGCGGCAGAGCCUUGCCGCCAAUAACAACCAGUCUUCACCCCGAAGUUCCGCAAAUGCCCUGGUCAGCGAACUGGCCCUGCCGAAGACUUCGACGAGCCACCUGGAAGUUCGGACGGACGUGGAAGAGAACGCGGGGUAUCGCCAUGCCCGCAAGAGUUCAGACGAAAGACGCCAGACCGACGUCUCUAAGCCGCAACACCACGAAACUCCAGCUCAGCCUGAUCAGACGAAGCAGACUGGGAGCCUCUUGGCUGGACUUACUGGCUGGGUUCCUUGGAGACUGCCGCCCAUCGUAGGGCUUGGCUCGGCAUCCGCUCAGGGAGGCGUUCCGCGUAGCCACGCUGAAGGUAGUCUGCGAGACUUGCUGAAAACAACUGACGCCAAGAAUAAGGGAAAGUCUGUCGAGGCGUAG